Molecule: messenger RNA, 2418 nt
Organism: Paracoccidioides lutzii Pb01
Product: cell division cycle protein
Exons: 2
Coding region: 1-2418 (805 amino acids)
Biological process (GO): cell division
Molecular function (GO): protein binding
Source: RefSeq, a predicted model, not a curated record
AUGGAGGCCUAUCUCCGCAGCUGGCGGCAGGAUGCCCUGAACAAAGGCCAGCAUGAUGCAGCUAUCUACAUAGGCGACAAGGUGCUCGCCCUUACAAAUAGCGACAAUGACGCUUUUUGGCUCGCGCAGGUGCACUUUUCGCACAACAAUUACACUCGAGCACUGGCGUUGUUGUCGAAGAAGGAUUUGAUCACUCGAAGUUCGUCGUGUAGAUAUUUGGCAGCGCACUGCUAUAUCAAGCAAAAUAAAUUCGAUCAAGCCCUCGCCAUUCUUGGAGAUCAUAAUCCCACGCAUCUGAUAACCAGCUCCAGCAACACACGGCGGAAACUACAACAUCUGAACGGAAACUCAAAUGUUACGUUGCGAAAUGGGAAAAGCGCUUCUUCUCGAACGGACCGCAUUGAAAGGAGCGAAGAAAGGGAACGGGAAGAUGCCAAAAAUAUCAAGUUUGAGGCUGCCAUGUGCUAUCUGCGAGGUCUAUGCUAUGCACGACAGAAUGCCUUUGAUCGAGCAAGAGACUGCUAUAAGGAUGCUGUACGGAUUGAUGUGCAGUGCUUUGAGGCGUUUGACCAGGUUAUGAAGAACUCCCUGAUGUCCCCAGCGGAGGAACUUGAAUUUCUGGAAUCCCUCGAUUUCGACUCAAUAUCAUGUUUUACCGACCCCUCAAUAUCACAAGAGGCCGCCGAAUUUACCAAACUCCUUUAUACGACUCGCCUAUCGAAAUACUCCUCCCCUUCCGCUUUGUCCUACGCCACUGAAACGUUAUCAACUCAUUACAAUCUCGCAGACAACCCCGACCUUCUACUCUCUCGUGCGGAAACACUCUAUACGCAAUGUCGAUUCCCCGAGGCACUGGCCCUUACUUCCAGCAUCCUCUCUUCCUCAGAUGAUUCCGUGUCCAUGCUCGUCUCUCAAGGAAGCCAAGGUCAUAAUCUAGGACAUUCUCCCGCAGUUUAUCCCCUUCAUCUCGCUUGUCUUUAUGAGACAGGCGCUACCAACGCUCUAUUCUUACUUGCGCAUACUCUGGCCGAUAACGUUCCAGAGGAAUCAUAUACAUAUCUUGCUAUCGGUAUAUACUACAUGUCCGUUUGUAAAAUCUCUGAAGCUCGACGCUUUUUUUCAAAGGCCUCCCUCCUAGAUCCACAUUCAGCUCCAGCAUGGAUUGGGUUUGCUCACACUUUUGCUGCGGAGGGUGAACAUGACCAGGCAAUUGCAGCUUACAGCACUGCGGCACGACUAUUCCAAGGGAGUCACCUCCCCCAGCUCUUUUUGGGAAUGCAGCAUCUUGCUCUGAACAACAUGUCUCUCGCCCACGAAUAUUUAUCAGCCGCCUAUUCCAUGUCAUCGGGUUCAUUAUCUAGUACUUUCCUAUCUUCUAACGAAACAGGAUCUCGAGAACAACCUUCUUCCCCCUCAGGUGGCGAUCCGCUUGUACUUAAUGAACUGGGCGUGGUGUUGUACCACGAAAACAAGCUUGAGGGAGCUGUUGAAUUAUUUCGCCAAGCCCUGGCGCUAGCGACGGUACUAAACUGUGAUCCGGGAGCAUGGCUUGCAACGAGAGCUAAUUUAGGUCAUGCUCUGCGUCGCUUGGGUCAUUUUGAAGAAGCUCUCGCGGAGUUUGAUGAAUCGCUUCGAAUUGGAGCUGGUGGGUCUGCAACCGGUUAUUCAGCAGCUAUAUCAACUGCGGGAGCGGGUGGGAUGGUGUCCGCGGGCUCUACCAGCGUUGGUGGCUAUGAGGAUAGAGGGCUUACCGGAUCUUUACAUACGGCCCGUGGGCUGGUAUUACUUGAGCUAGGACGUACUAUGCAGGCUGUUACUGCACUACAUGAGGCGGUUCGUGUCCUAGGCGCUAGUGGCAGUGAUGCUGCAGCUGGUGCUGGCGUGGCGGGAACGUUACUUUCCAGAGGCCUCGAGAUAUGGGAAAUCGAGCAGGAACAGCAGGAUUACGCAUCUCCACCUACAGCCCGACAAACCGCAACCGGCAGCGGCAGGGAAAGGGGCAUAUCCCGCAAAGGAAAGGAGAAAUCCAGGGACAAAGCAGUCACUCGAACUAAAUCGCGUGGCUUAGAGAGGCAUGUUGUUGCCUCUGAAGAAGAAUGGACGAAUGAAAUCGUCAAUCCCGAGCCCGGGAUAGCUUCCCGCAGCGGUAUUGUCGAAGACCAUAGCCAGAGGGUCGAGAUGGAAUUGGAUGACGAAGCGGAGGAUUUGCUGAACCCGGCUCUGAACCGUGCCAGAUCUAGGCAUGCUGGUAGGGGGAGGGAGCGCGAGGUUACAGGGGCGCGGCAUGAUAGGAAUAUUUCCCACGCCGCAGAUGAUGAUGAUGAUGCUGCUACUGCUGCUGAGCCAGCUAGAACGCGGUCAACAAGAUUUGCCACGAGGCGGCGGAGUCCCGCUCGCCACGGGCCUGGUGGGUGGUAA